Messenger RNA from Boeremia exigua, 1591 nucleotides. RefSeq names its product medium-chain fatty acid ethyl ester synthase/esterase-like protein 1. Bases 175 to 1461 code for a protein of 428 amino acids. Gene Ontology annotation, biological process: medium-chain fatty acid catabolic process; medium-chain fatty acid biosynthetic process. The transcript is spliced from 3 exons. NCBI's taxonomy places the organism in Eukaryota, Fungi, Ascomycota, Dothideomycetes, Pleosporales, Didymellaceae. The record is from RefSeq and is a predicted model, not a curated record. Gene Ontology annotation, molecular function: acetylesterase activity; monoacylglycerol lipase activity.
GUCUUGUUCAAAUGUCGAGUGGCAGCAUUUUCUCCUUUGCUCGCCACCUGAAUACUGUGCUUUGUAUCGAGCAGUAAUACAUGCAAAAGAUCCCAGAGGCUAAUUGGAUAGAGAGCCAAGGUACCAGACUUUCAUCCACCAAUUGGCGUCACGCACAACCAGGGUCCAGACAACAUGUCGUGGAUUUUUGGUCAUAGCAAGACUUCUUACACACACCAUGCCUCGCCAAUCCCAUUGAUAACCAAGAACGGAACCAACACUUCUCUUCCAGAGAUCGCCCAAGCUUCGAUAGCACCAUGUCGCUUGAACCCGUUCUUGUUCAACGGACACCUCCAGACAAUGUUCACGGCAUGGAAGGAUCCCGGACCGCCAAUUUACUACAAGCGUCACAUCUACACAUCCAAUCACACUGUUUACCCUGGAACAUUCGCCGUAGACUUUGUGACUGGUAAAGAAGAGGGAGAAGCCGCGGCGAAAGAUUCCGAGCUACCAGAGCGUACCACCCUCUACUCUGACAAGGAAUGGGACCAUGUUCGCAGCGAUGACAACAAACCCAUGCUCAUCGCCCUCCAUGGCCUCACGGGCGGCAGCCACGAAGUCUACCUCCGCGAGACACUCGCACCCCUCACAGCAUCUGGCUGGGAAGCUUGUGUAGUCAACGGACGCGGCUGCGCCCUGUCCAAGAUCACUACGCCGCAACUAUUCAACGCAAGAGCAACCUGGGACGUCAGGCAAGUCAUUAACGAGCUGCGAGUCCUCUUCCCCAACAGGCCGCUCUACGCCGUUGGGUACUCACUCGGCGCCAACAUCCUCACGAACUAUUGCGGCGAGGAAGGCGACAAGUGCGUGCUCAAGGCUGCGGUGGCCAACUCCAACCCCUGGAACCUGGAGUUGUGCAACGUGGAGCUGAACAGGACAUACCUGGGCGUCCAUGUGUACUCGCGCACCAUGGGGAAGAAUCUGAUGGGCCUGUAUGAGCGACACAAGGAGCAGAUGCUGCAGAACCAGGAUAUAAAGUCUGAGUUGGUUGAGAAGUGCAAGUACCUUUACGAGUUCGAUAGACACGUGCAGUGUCCGACGUGGGGAUAUCCGACGGAGGGAGCGUAUUACAGGGACGCGCAGAGUGUGGAUGCUCUGGUUGCGGUUAGGAUACCGUUUUUGGGGAUCAAUGCUGAAGACGAUCCGAUAUCCUCCAAAGCUGCCAUUCCGUACGAAGAGUUCAAGCAGAACCCCUACACACUGCUAUGCACCACCGACUGGGGUGGUCAUCUUGGGUCCUUCCAGCUCGGAGGUGGCAGAUGGUUUGCAACGGCUACCGCAUCUUUCCUGAACAAAGUUCACAGCACCAUCGACCACGAAGUAUCCGGAGUUGAGCGCGAGGAAGACAAGGUCGACGCGCCCAACAAAGUGUAUCCCAUCUUUGAUCCCAACCAUAGACGACUGGUCCUGCCGGAGGCGUAGACGGCGAUUUAGACUUGCAUUGCGCGGAAUCGGGUAUCAUAGACUUGUAGACAUCGUAGACUCUUAGAACAGCUCACUACCCCCUCUUCAACCGAAGCUCACCCUCUUCUUGGGCUUGAACUUCCCAUCC